This is a messenger RNA of Sorghum bicolor (sorghum), 1110 nucleotides long. RefSeq names its product FIP1[V]-like protein. The record is from RefSeq and is a predicted model, not a curated record. Gene Ontology annotation, biological process: mRNA processing. The transcript is spliced from 6 exons. NCBI's taxonomy places the organism in Eukaryota, Viridiplantae, Streptophyta, Magnoliopsida, Poales, Poaceae. Bases 1 to 723 code for a protein of 240 amino acids.
AUGGAAAUCCCUGGUGCUGAUAUUUCAGACUUUUUUAACUUUGGCCUUGAUGAAGAGAAGUGGAAAGAUUUUUGCAAGCAGCUGGACCAACUUCGACUAGAAUCCACAAUGCAAUCUAGAAUACGGGUGUACGAAAGUGGCCGUUCCGAACAGGAUUAUGACCCAGAUUUGCCACCGGAGCUAGCGGCUGUGACUGGUCAUCCAGACAUCUCUGCUGACAGUCGCAAUAAAACGGAUAACAGCCAUACAGAUUUUAGUGCCCAAGGAAGAGGUCCGGCAAACGUGCGGACACCAGUGAUGACAGGGAGACCUAUACAAGUUGAAACUAAUUAUACAGACCGGUUUCCAUCUGUUGAUUCACGCCCACAUCGAAUGCGUGAAUCAGAUUCUGUUAUUGAGAUUGUGUGCCAGGGCCGUGAUUCAAUGGAUGAUGAGACAGUGGACCAAACUGAAAAGGAUUCUCAAGGAGGUAAUAAAGGAGUCCAUGAUGUUGAGGAGGGAAAGUCGUAUCCAUCGGAUAAGAUUAAUAAUUCUGGCUAUAACUCAUAUUCGGUGAUAAAGACAGAACAUAAGAGACAGCUACCAGUUUCAUCUGAAAGUGAUAUGUUAUCCACGGAUGUCAAUGCUCAUUCCCCUCCCAGCUACAAAACAAGAGUGUUCUCCUCGUGGAUCAAUGUCAUUGAAAGGAAGCUCACUGGGUCAGAACUCUAUUCGAGAAACUGAAAGCUCCAACGAAGUAAUACCUCGUCAGUCAUCUUCAAAGAGACACCAUGAUUCCCGGAAAGAGAACCUUGUUGAGGGCUCAGAAAAUAAGGGUGACUCAGAAGGGUCACUUGCUGCUAAUGAUGACGUGGCAGAUAAACUGAGUACAGAAGAUCAUUUUGAUGGUGGUGGUGGUGGUGGUGAUGAUGAUGAUGAUGAUAAGCUCGCAUUGGUUGGUAGUGUUGAAGUGGAUGGUGAUGAUGCUACCUCAGACCCCAACACGCCUAGUGAUGCAAAUGAGGAUGAUAGCCUGGUUCACUCUGAUAAAAAGCACAAACAUAUAUCUGUGGUUGAACAACCUACUGGACACAAUAGCAGUGAAGCUGAUGAAUUGAGGGCUAGUGAAAA